Messenger RNA from Vigna umbellata (rice bean), 942 nucleotides. The record is from RefSeq and is a predicted model, not a curated record. Lineage: Eukaryota; Viridiplantae; Streptophyta; Magnoliopsida; Fabales; Fabaceae.
GUUUUUGGACAAGGCAGCAAUAGAGAGAGAAUCUGACCACAGAAAGGGUUGGGCAAAUCCAUGGAAGCUGUGCACAGUGACCCAAGUGGAAGAGCUGAAAUCCUUAAUCCAUUUGCUCCCAAUCUGGGCUUCCCUGAUAGCCUUUGCAACGGUGUACAGUCAAAUGAGCACAAUGUUCGUGUUACAAGGAAACACAAUGGAUCAACAGGUAGGUCCUCACUUCAAAAUACCCUCUGCAUCCCUCUCCAUCUUUGACACUCUCAGUAUAAUCUUCUGGGCACCAGUCUACGACAGCAUCCUUGUGCCCAUUGUAAGAAAGUUCACUGGCCACCGACAAGGCUUCACACAGCUCCAACGCGUAGGCAUAGGCCUUGUCAUCUCCAUCAUCUCCAUGAUCGUUGCUGGCAUUCUAGAGGUUGUUCGCCUCCACAUGGUCAGAAAAAACAACCUCUACGACGCUGAAACCGUUCCUAUCUCAAUCUUCUACCAAGUGCCUCAGUACUUUCUCGUAGGAGCUGCGGAAGUUUUCACCAACAUUGGUCAAAUGGAAUUCUUUUAUGGACAGGCACCUGAUGCUAUGAGAAGCUUGUGUUCAGCUCUUCAACUCACCACUAAUGCAUUGGGAAACUAUGUAAGCACUUUGAUUCUUUUAAUUGUGACAAAAAUCACCACAAGCAAUGGAAGCAUUGGUUGGGUCCCAGACAAUCUCAAUAGGGGUCAUCUUGAUUACUACUUUUGGCUUCUGUCUGUUCUCAGCCUGAUCAACUUUCUUGUAUAUCUCUGGCUUGCUAAGAGGUACACAUACAAAAAGGGUACAUGAAAUGCUCGUUAAUUUGGCACACUGUUGUAUAAUUCUGUAGAUAUUGCUCUUCUAUCCACUUGUACAUUGACGUUAGCAUCUUCCUUCUAGACGCUAAAUUGUAUUUGUAUAAUUCUAUUUGU